This is a messenger RNA of Canis lupus familiaris (dog), 4051 nucleotides long. It is a transcript of the gene SLC38A10, whose product is annotated as solute carrier family 38 member 10. The transcript has 17 exons. The record is from RefSeq and is a predicted model, not a curated record. Bases 249 to 3542 code for a protein of 1097 amino acids. Gene Ontology annotation, molecular function: amino acid transmembrane transporter activity. NCBI's taxonomy places the organism in Eukaryota, Metazoa, Chordata, Mammalia, Carnivora, Canidae. Gene Ontology annotation, biological process: amino acid transmembrane transport.
UGUCCCUACCUGAUCCCAGGCUGCUCUUCCGCGUCUGGGCGCGGGGACCCGGGGGCGCCCAGCGACGGCGAAUGGGGGACGACGCCAUGAGGCAGCCGCAGGGCCUGGCGGGGGCUGGAGGUUGACCGUCCCUGCUGCCUUCCUCGGGGGCCGCCGCCUCCAGGCAGUCGCCCGUCCCUCCCGGCGUGUCGCGUCCAGCCGUGGCCCCAGCUCCUCGGCCCGGGCUCCUGGACCCUCGGCCCCGCGCAAUGACCGCGGCCGCCGCCUCCAACUGGGGGCUCAUCACGAACAUAGUGAACAGCAUCGUGGGGGUCAGCGUGCUCACCAUGCCCUUCUGCUUCAAACAGUGUGGCAUCGUCCUGGGGGCCCUGCUCUUGGUUUUCUGCUCUUGGAUGACACACCAGUCCUGCAUGUUCCUGGUGAAAUCCGCCAGCCUGAGCAAACGGAGGACCUACGCAGGCCUGGCCCUGCACGCGUACGGAAAGAUGGGGAAGAUGCUGGUGGAGACCAGCAUGAUCGGGCUGAUGCUGGGGACCUGCAUGGCCUUCUACGUUGUGAUUGGCGACCUGGGGUCCAACUUCUUUGCUCGGCUCUUUGGGUUUCAGGUGACUGGCACCUUCCGUGUGUUCCUGGUCAUUGUGGUGUCCCUGUGCAUCGUGCUCCCACUCAGCCUGCAGAGGAACAUGAUGGCCUCCAUCCAGUCCUUCAGUGCCAUGGCCCUCAUGUUCUACACCGUGUUCAUGUUUGUGAUCGUGCUCUCUUCUCUCAAGCAUGGCCUGUUCGGGGGGCAGUGGCUGCAGCGGAUCCGCUAUGUGCGCUGGGAUGGUGUCUUUCGCUGCAUCCCCAUCUUUGGCAUGUCCUUCGCCUGCCAGUCCCAGGUUCUGCCCACCUACGACAGCCUGGAUGAGCCGUCGGUGAAAACCAUGAGCUCCAUAUUUGCCUCCUCCCUCAAUGUGGUCACCACCUUCUAUGUCAUGGUAGGCUUCUUCGGCUACGUGAGCUUCACUGAGGCCACUGCGGGCAACGUGCUGAUGCACUUUCCCUCCAACCUGGUGACUGAGAUGAUGCGAGUGGGCUUCAUGAUGUCGGUGGCCGUGGGCUUCCCCAUGAUGAUCCUGCCAUGUCGACAGGCCUUGAACACGCUGCUUUUUGAGCAGCAGCAAAAAGAUGGGACCUUUGCUGCUGGAGGCUACAUGCCCCCGCUCCGGUUUAAAGCGCUCACCCUCUCAGUUGUGUUUGGAACCAUGGUGGGUGGAAUCAUGAUCCCUAACGUGGAGACCAUCCUGGGCCUCACGGGCGCGACGAUGGGGAGCCUCAUUUGCUUCAUCUGUCCAGCUCUGAUCUAUAAGAAAAUCCACAAGAACGCCCUUUCGUCCCGGGUGGUGCUCUGGGUUGGCCUGGGCAUCCUGAUGGUCAGCACACACACCACCCUGUCCGUGAGUGAAGAGGCCCCGGUGGACUUGGCCAAGGAAGCCCUGGCCGGCCGGCUUGAAGAGGCUGAGGGCAUCAUAAAGGCAGAGGCAGCGCGACUCCCAGGUACGCGACUCCCAGGCCAGAAUCCAGUCGUGGACGUGGCCGAGGACGGCCGAGACAAGCCGAAGCUGCCCAAUGACAAAGAUGAGAUGGAGCAGGCCCAGAUUAAGGGCCCCGUGAACGUGCCCCAGAGGGAAGGCACCAAGGAGAAGCAGGAGCAGGCACAGCUGGACCGCCCGGGCCAAGGUGUGGCGGUACCUGUGGGCGAGGCCCACCGCCACGAGCCCCCUGUCCCUCACGACAAGGUGGUGGUGGACGAAGGUCAAGACCAAGACCAACCGGAGGAGAGUGAGCAUCCGUCCAAGCACGUGGAUGAAAAGGCUUUGGGGGGCAAGGCGCAGAUGGUACCUCCUCCGCCAGAGUCAGAGAGAGACCGACCCAGACAGGACCAGGUCUUGGAGGUAGCAGGAGGUCUCCCUGAAGAUCCCCAGAACAUUCCAGAAGGAAAUGGUCAGCCAGCCAUCAAGCCCAUGAAGGAGGACCAGGGGCCAGGCAACAGGGGUCUGCAGCCAGGGCCCCAGGCCUUGCCCCCCGACGGGCAGGACGCUCUGGCAGCCGGCGCAGGGGAGAGAGCCGCUGCAGUCCCACUGCCGGGCCGGGCCGCAGGGGCCUUGGGCAGGCUGGCGGAGAAGAGCGAGCCCGGCGGGAAGGCUCCCCUCCUGUUGAAGCUGGCCCCCGAGGCUGGGCCUCAGGCAGAGCUGCGAGAGCAGAGGAACGCGGAGGGCCAGGGCGGAGGAGGCCAGGGCGGAGGCCACGCUGGCAGCAAGCUGGAGGCUGAAAUCAAAAAGAUAGUAGCAGAAGCGGGCCGGGCGGAGCUGCUGGACCACGCCGUCCUGUUGCAGGUGAUCAAAGAGCAGCAGGUCCAGCAGAAGCGGCUGUUGGACCAGCAGGAGAAGCUGCUGGCGGUGAUUGAGGAGCAGCACAAGGAGAUCCAUCAGCAGAGGCAGGACGGCGAGGACGCUGAAGCGCAGCCAGAGCCUGGGGUGGCUGUCCCCAGAGGUAAGGAGGAGUCCCACGAUGGGGAGACGGUGGAGCCUCAUCCCCAGCAGCCUUUGGAACCUGCACGUGGAGCUCCUGGGCAUCCCCCCGCGCCGCCCCAGGGACACGGCCCGCGCUCAGUGGAGGAGCCCGAGGGGGCUGCAGGCAGAGCUCCAGCUGCUCCUCUGGGCGCAGCCCGCACAGAGCCCCGGGCAGCCCAGGCCGAGCCGAGGGAAGGCCGGCAGGGCGCUGUGCCCGAAGCCGCCGAUGCUGGCGUGCAGGAGCAGGUGCCUGAGCCAGGCCCUGCCGAGGCGCCCAGGAGCCCAGAGAAGCUUGUUGCUGCCGAGGUCCUGGAACCGGGUCAGGACGCUCUUGGCAGAGGCUCCCACGAAAGGAGACGAUCCAGAAAAGAGGUGGGAGCCACUGGUGCCAACGUUCAGGAGGCAGAGGUCUUGGGAGCAAGAGAGACUGGGGACCUUCCCGUGAAGCCCCAGCCAGUGAGCCGAGACUGGGGACCUGCAGGCCUGUCCAGCAGGUCGGGAGGAGCAGCCCCUGGGGCCCAGGCCGAGACCGGUCAGCUGGCACACCGGGCUGUUUCUGCCGGGGGCCAGGCUGGGCAGCAGGGCGGUCACCUGGAGGCCAGAAAGGAGGCCGUUGGUGGGGACCGUGUGCCUGUUCUGGGGGUAGACCCUGCCGUCCAAGAGCCUGAGCAGAGGCAGGACCCUGAUCUUGGGCCCAAACCAGCCGUCCCUGGGGCUCAGAAGCCAGACCAUGCCAAAUCUAACCGAGACCUGAAAGUCCAGGCCGGUUCUGACCUGAGGAGGAGACGGCGGGAUGUGGCUCCUGGGGCAGGAGGGGACCCGGCCCCAAGGGACAGGGUCAUCAUCAGCUUUAAUCCUCUGCCAGAUGUGCAGGUCAAUGACCUCCGCAGCGCCCUGGAGACCCAGCUGCACCAGGCCGCGGGGGGCGCGUUGCGGGUGGUCCACGGCCGCCAGGUGAAGCAGCUGGCCGGGGCCCAGGAGGAGUCCUGAGUAGCCACUAGCCGCCACGGUCCUCCUGGUCGGCAGGUCUCCUCCCCCAACCACGCGGGGACCACGUGGGUGCCGAGUCAGAGGUCCCGCGGUGGCGGGGGUUUGGACGGCCUAUGCCUUUGCCAGCCCGCAUCUUAAACUUGCUGGGGUGACCGAGCUCACCAGGACUCAGACGAUGCAGCGGCCGGCCGGGGAGCGUGGCCCCGAGGUGACACAGGCUGCCGUGAGGCCCACUGCCCGCCGGACUGCCUCUCGCUCUACAUAGUCGUGGUUCACGUGAUGCUCCGAGUGUGUGGAGAACUGUCACAAACUCGGCCUCUGCUCAGCUGCUCGGUGGCCACGGCUCCACGUGGGAGGACAUGGGGCUGGGACUGCGGCAUCUCGGUUAGCCAGCUGCCUGAGUGUGUGGCCGCCUCAGCCCUUGUCACGGUCCCUCUGCGCUCCCUGUGCUUUCCCAAACUAUAAAGUUGUUUUACAAAUAAGAAACAUCCCAAUGUUGGGUCAGUGAA